UUGGUCAUGAUAGCAAGUUCAAAGAUGGCUCCUUCAACAACGACAUAAUUAUUAUCAUUGAUUUUAUUUUUAAACAUUUACAAUGCGUGUAAAAAAAUAAGUGUGACAUGUUUUAAGAAUGUCAGUACGAUAUAAUAAACUUUAGCGUCUUAAAAUGUCGGACGAGGAGCAUGAUAAUGACGCUAGACGUGGUUUCUUGAUGGUGCAAAAUCUUAUUGAUGUUUCGGCUGAUAGAUUAGAGGGUCUCCGUACGCAAUGUGCAACAAGUACCGAAUUAAUACAGCAAGAAAUACGAACCCUAGAGGGUAAACUGAUAAAACUCUUCAGUAGUCAACUCGUAACGAAAGCAAAACUUAAAAAAGAAAGGUCUUUACCAUCUGAAAUGAAGCAUUCACCUUCAUUAACUCAAUGGUUGAAAGUUGUAGGAUUAAGUGAUGAUUCUAUACAGGCUGUUUGUAAGAAAGUAUCUUCUUUGGAAGCACUGCAUGAUAAAUCAGAACAUGAACUGAAGAAAAUGCUCACUAAGAAAAAUGCCAAGGAAGAAGAAAUUAGAAGACUUAGUCGUGCAUUGCAUAAUCUAAGAAGAUAUACAGAAGUACUACUUCGGGGUGAUCAAAGAGAACCAUCAGAGCUUCAUUGGGAUUCUUGGGAUAGGCACAAUUUACUAAAAUCUACAUCACCCAGACCACAAAGAAACCAUACUUCUAGAAAAUCUGUUCCCUCAUCUCAAGAGUUGAUAAAUGUUAAUGGCAAUGGAAAGGAUUCAAUUAAUCAAGUGUCCCAUGAGUCAUUAGCUCACUUAGUAGAACAAAACUGCCUAGGAAGCUCGCCUAGUGUUUCAUCUCAUGAUACUUUGAGUAAUUCCUUUCAGAGUUUAAGAAGUAUUCCUAAUGACAGUCUACAAUGUAUAAACAAGAAAGAGCAUUUUCAAAGCAAUUUAUUAUUGGAUUCUAGUGGAAUCAUAUAUGACUGUUCUCAUUCAGAAAAAAAUUUGACUUUAACUCCAAGUGGAUCACUUAAUUCUAUUCAGACCGGUGCUAUUCACUUGGAUAAUGCUAGCCUGACUGCAGAUUCACCAGUAAUUUCUGAAAUGAUUAGCAGCAAUAAUUGUACUCCUGCAAAACAAAGUUUAGCUGCUGAUGCAACUUCCUUGAUGAAGUCAAAAUCGCAAGAAUCUCAGCUAAACUGUACAAGUACAGAAAAUGUGACUGAAGAAGUUAUGAUGAAUAAACAAGCAAUUGUAAAUAAUUCAAUUACACAUAAUACUGAUGCUACUGUAGAUGAUAUUUAUAUCUCAGUUAGUCCACUCAAGUCUCCAAGAGGAUCGACUUCUACAGACAUUGAAGAAAAUAAUAAGGGCUCAACUACAACAUUGCCAGUUCAACCACGCUCUCCACGUAACCCUAUAGUAAGCAGAGGAAUGGGGCAUCAAAUAUCUCACCGGUUCACUAAGACUUUUCGAAUGAUGAGCAGUUGUGAUUUUUGUGAAAAGCAAAUGUUUAUAGGAACAGGACUAAGUUGCAAGGAGUGCAAAUUUCGUUGUCACAAGGAAUGUGGGCCAAAAGUUCCACCAUCAUGUGGACUUCCUCAAGGAUUUGUAGAUGAAUUCAAAAAGUUAUUUCUGCCUGAAAGAUAUCAGCAUAAUUCAUCACCGAGUCGUGGAUCUUCUGGGCAUUUACUUCCUGCAGCAUUAUUGCGAAGAGAUAGACAAAAAUCACAUCCGCAACCUAAUUCUAGUAGCAUAGCACCUUUUCAGGGCCCAGAUUCAAGUUCAAAUACAUCAAGCUGCAAUAGCUCAACUCCUUCUAGUCCGGCUUUACAAGCACAGAAUAUUCCUCCUACACCUCAGCAAACAGCAAAGGGUCAAUUUAAUUUUCCAGAAGUUCCUCACGAUAAGGAAAUCAUGUUAGAGGCCCAUACUAUGCAUAAGCCAGGUGUUUCAGAAUUGGUAGACACGAGGCAAAGCAAUGACAGUGAUAAAACAGUUUCAUUAAGUGGCUCAAAUUCAACAGACAGUGAACGAACCCCCGUACGAGUAGAUAGUGUUGACGGAGAAACUAAUGCCGGAGAAUUAAGAUGGCCUAGGCAAAAUAGCCUUUCUAUGCGAGAAUGGGAUAUACCUUAUGACGAACUGCAUCUGUCUGAUGUUAUUGGUAAAGGUAGAUUUGGAACCGUUCACAGAGGAAAUUGGCACGGUGAUGUAGCUAUCAAAGUGCUUGAUACAACAAUUGAUUAUGUGAAUGAAAAAAAAUCUUUGGAUGCAUUCAAAUUAGAGGUUUCAACGUUCCGCAAAACUCGACAUGAAAAUGUUGUGCUAUUUAUGGGUGCCUGCAUGAAGCCUCCUCAUUUGGCGAUUGUAACUGCCUUGUGCAAAGGCAUGACACUUUACACACACAUACACUUGCGUAAAGAUAAAUUUAACAUGAAUAGAACUACACUGGUUGCACAACAGAUAGCCCAGGGAAUGGGAUAUUUACAUGCUCGAGGUAUUGUACAUAAGGAUUUGAAGAGUAAGAAUAUAUUUUUGGAAAAUGGUAAAGUUGUGAUCACAGACUUUGGCCUAUUCAGUGUUACUAAACUUUGUUAUGGAAAUAGCAAAAAUGACAGUUUAGGAAUACCGACUGGUUGGUUGUGUUAUUUAGCCCCUGAAGUGAUACGUAGUUUAAGAGCACAUCAAAAAUGUCAUGAGAAGGAACUUCCUUUUACGCAGGCUUCAGAUGUUUAUGCAUUCGGAACUGUAUGGUAUGAAUUAUUGUGUGGGGAGUGGCCGUUCAAGGGACAACCACCAGAAGCAAUAAUAUGGCAAGUUGGCCGAGGAAUGAAACAAACCUUAGCCAAUUUACAAGCAUCACGUGAUGUUAAGGAUAUCUUGAUGCAUUGUUGGUCUUAUCAUUGUGGAAACAGACCAGAUUUCACACAACUACUAAACACAUUAGAAAAAUUACCAAAGAAACGGUUAGCUAGAAGUCCUUCACAUCCUGUGCAUUUAUCCCGAUCAGCGGAGAGCGUUUUUUGA
Molecule: messenger RNA, 3016 nt
Organism: Ctenocephalides felis (cat flea)
Lineage: Eukaryota; Metazoa; Arthropoda; Insecta; Siphonaptera; Pulicidae
Gene: ksr
Product: kinase suppressor of Ras 2
Exons: 15
Coding region: 155-3016 (953 amino acids)
Biological process (GO): protein phosphorylation
Molecular function (GO): ATP binding; protein kinase activity
Source: RefSeq, a predicted model, not a curated record